AUGAAAACUAUCAAAAAAUCGAAUAUCGACAGUAAAAAAUUGGAAAUUAUUGAGGAUCUGGUAAAUCAUUGUUUUCAAAACGGAACGGAACGUAUUAUUUUAGCCGGUAAUUGGACUAACGAUGGUGAGAUGCUAUUGAAACGAUUAUUCUUCGUGAGAGAAUCUGCAACUAUCGUUGGAUCGGACGAGGAGUCUGUUUUCAAUCGCAACCGGAAGUUCAAGAGUAUGUACCACAUAAACGAAACCAUCGUGCAAGAAACCCCAUUCAUAGCAACGAACUACGUCAUUUUCAUCACAUCUAAUGCGACGCUGUCCUUGGCACUGAAUAAUAUUCGAAGCCUGGUUUCGUGGAAUUAUCAAGCGUUUUUUCUUAUCGUGAAUCAAAAUUCAACGGACGGUUGUGGAUCAGUACGGACUUACUUGAACACUGUUUGGUCUUUCAACGUAUUGUCGGCAGUUUUAUUAUGCUACGAAUCGAAUCACAAAUACAGUCUCUACACGUUCAAUCCAUUUGCUAGCGUUGCUCCGUCAUUUUGGAAAUCGGUCGAAUACCACGAUGACUUUCAGAAAGAUGACGGUUGGACAAUAUUCAAUCAUGCAUUAGAUGCCGGAAUUACGGAUCAUUCGCAGUGCAUGGAAAUUAAAUUUGACAAAACUAAAAACUUACACGGUUAUACCAUCAAGGCUGGGGUAACCGUUUAUGAAGAUAUUAAAAUUUUGCACGACGAACAAAAAAUAGAAUUGGAUCUUUAUCACGGAGAGAAAAAGAAGAUAACUGGAAUGUUAUGGAGUCAUCUUAACGCAACUUUGAACGUGUCUUUUUAUCCCUCUAUGUGUACCUACGACGAAAAUCACGAAUUCUGCGGUAUCAUGAAAGACGUGAUGACCAGUCGUGUGGAUUACAUAAUGAACGAAUUGUAUCAACGUGAUUUUUGGAAACAACAAAGCUAUCCCCAUUCGUCUUCCGGAGUCUGCGUCGUGGCAUCUACUAUUCCCGUGACAUCGACCGAAAAGUUUCUGUUAGUUUUCACUUAUAAAUUCUGGUUGACGAUCCUCACUGCCAGUAUCGGUUCAGCUGUAUUACUGAUGUAUCUUUUGAAACAAAAUAUCGUCUACGCAUCGCUCGAAUUCCUAAGAAUGAUUUUAUGCCCACCUAGUAUGCAACAACCUCAAGACCAGUCUGGUAGAAUAUUCUUCGCUGUUUUAAUUUUCUUAACCAUGGCAAUCAACGCCUAUUUUCAGAGUCGAUUGAGCGCCAUGUACACUGCUCCCGAUACGGAUCCAGCCAUCGAAACCAUAGAAGACUUGGAGAAGUCGAAUUUGGAGGUGCACGGAAGCAAUAACUUUCGAGAGUUUUUCUAUCGCUCGGUGAUUUACGAUCGCUUUCGAACAAACUCUCUAUCGAAUUGCACAAAAGAGUUGGAAGCUGGCGAAUACAAAUCGUGCAUUUACGCCUGUCCAUUGAAAUAUUUAAUUAACGAGACCCAUUCCACGCACAUAGCUAAGCACAGAAUGAAGGAAUUGUUCAGGGUAUUCAUCACGAGGGAAGACUGGCCCCUGUUACCGAGAUUCGAUCAAAUACUUCGAAGAAUGAGCGAAUCGGGAUUUUUUCAAUUAUAUUAUGAGCGGCGGGAUUUGUUUCUCCAAAAGCACGCGCCGAGACGUAAGAAAGCACAGUCUUAUAAAUUGUCACUGAAACAUAUAGCUAUAGCAUUCUAUGCUCUGACGGGAGGAUUGGUUUUGGCAUCAGCUGCUUUCAUAGCAGAAGUUUUUGUUAGUAUUGUUAACGCGAAGAUUAAUAUAGCGAGCUUUUGUAAAUAA
Nasonia vitripennis (jewel wasp) is the source of this 1821-nucleotide messenger RNA. RefSeq lists its product as uncharacterized. The record is from RefSeq and is a predicted model, not a curated record. Gene Ontology annotation, cellular component: membrane. Bases 1 to 1821 code for a protein of 606 amino acids. Gene Ontology annotation, molecular function: ligand-gated monoatomic ion channel activity. The transcript is spliced from 3 exons. Lineage: Eukaryota; Metazoa; Arthropoda; Insecta; Hymenoptera; Pteromalidae.